AUUUUUUUCAUAUGGUGCAUGUAUCACUCACUACUUAUUUGUGUAACGUGUAGUGUGCCAUUUUUGUUUUCCCUUGAUGUGAAAGGAAUUUGAGAUUGAACCCGAAACAUCACCAACGGUGCACUGCAUCCCCAUGAUAUCAUUAACAGAAGUGACCCAGUUAAGGGGGGCUUGAUGUUAAAGCACGUGAGGCCCAUUGCAUUAAAAUUGAACCCUUACUAGUUAUUAAAUUUGUUAAUUGUAACGCGUAUAGUGAUACCUAGAGUAGAGAAAAAGCGGAUUGGCUUUAUGCAUAACCAACCGAAAACCAAUUAUAUAAAUAAAUGAGAACUAGAAGGAAUAAUAGUCAAGAGUGUGAAUGAGAGCAACAUUCAAUGGCGUCUAGGAAGGGAUUCCUUUCGAAAGUGAGUUCCAUGUUUGUAUCAUCAAGUACCGAUUUGGAGCUGAAAUCCACAGAGGGUGACUUGGAAUUGGAUGAAGCUGAAAUGUUCAACUGGAACAUGUCCAAUGACAACAACAAGAACAACACUGUGACAGAGUCGAAGAAGAGACCACGAUCUGGUAAGAAGAAAAAGGUGAACCCUGUGGCCUCAUCCUCAAUGCCAGUGGCUAUUCCUGAUUGGUCCAAGAUUCUGAAGGAGGACUUCAAGGAGCACAAGAAGAGAGAAUUUGUUAGCGACCACGAUUACGAUCGAGUUCCUCCUCAUGAGUAUCUUGCUAGAACCAGAGAGGCUUCUCACUCAGUGCAUGAAGGAAAAGGAAGGACCCUUAAGGGCAGGGACUUGCGCAGUGUAAGAAAUUCCAUUUGGAAGAAAUUGGGGUUUGAAGAUUGAUUUAUUAAGUAAAUUGGUAGUAGUGCCACACACACAUAUGAACAUUAGAUCUGAUUCCAUCACUUUUUAAUCUUUGGAAUUUUUUUGUUUAGGUGAUCAAUUUAGUCAGAGGACUAUACUAGCAACUUAGUAGCUCUGUUAGGAAAGGUUUAUAUUUAUAAAUUAUUGGACAUUUUUCUUUCUUUUGGGACGGGUGACUCUUGAUUGUUAGGUUAUAUAAGGAGAUAUAUGAAGCCUCCUUCAUUUGGAUGUCUAGAAGAAGGGAUCAUUAUCAUGCUUGUAAGUUGUAAUUAAGUGUUUUCAACUAUUUAAAUGCCUACUUAUACUUAUGAGAUCUUUUAAGUUUCA
Molecule: messenger RNA, 1181 nt
Organism: Glycine soja
Lineage: Eukaryota; Viridiplantae; Streptophyta; Magnoliopsida; Fabales; Fabaceae
Exons: 1
Coding region: 375-833 (152 amino acids)
Source: RefSeq, a predicted model, not a curated record